This is a messenger RNA of Oppiella nova, 795 nucleotides long. The record is from the annotation of a GenBank genome assembly. NCBI's taxonomy places the organism in Eukaryota, Metazoa, Arthropoda, Arachnida, Sarcoptiformes, Oppiidae.
CAUUAUUAUGCGACCAAUUCUCAGAUACCCGGCCCUUACUUCAGUCCUGUGCCCAACGGAACGCCUAUUGCUAUGACUUCUCACAAAGAGAUGAACAAAAUGAGAGCCUCGGGUCCGGGUGUAGGCGCCGGCAAGUCCUCCAAAUCCAAUCAUAACCAUAACGACAUCAGACAACCAUUUUAUCCGCCUUCCAAUCCAUAUCCAGAGGUUCCGCAACUGAUUGAUCCAAACCGAGCGCCGGUGACCGACGGAAUGGGUCCCCAAAUGUUUACUCCGGGAUACCCGGGAUUUCUGCCACACGGGAGUCCAUUCCCGCCGCCACCCAUGUAUAUCAUCGCCACACCUGAAGGUUCUUUCAUCACAUAUGGCGUCCAAAUGGCCACUCCUGGAGUUCAAAUGCCUCGACCUUCGAGCCCACACACUGUUCCUAACGUCGACUCAGACUCAGCCAACGCGUGUAAAGUGCCUUCAAAUGAUGGUAACGGUUCCAACUGUUCCAAUGAGCCUCUCGAUGAAGAUAUUAAUGAUGUGAGCGAUGAGCCCAUCGACGAACUUGCGCUCGAAUCCAAUGAUUACAACGAAGACAAUGAGAUGAAUGAUACGGAAACUCAUAAUCAUAUAAAUAAUGAGACAAACGUUGAAUUUAGUGAAACUGACGUGAAUUGUGUGAAUCCUGUGAGUGAACCGGAGAUUAAUGUGAUUGUCAAAGACGUGACAAACACUACAAGUGCUGCCAUUUCGACGCAAACUACUAGUUCAACGACAGCGGCCGCACCAGUGGUCUGGGGCUCCAGU